Molecule: messenger RNA, 3302 nt
Organism: Hermetia illucens (black soldier fly)
Lineage: Eukaryota; Metazoa; Arthropoda; Insecta; Diptera; Stratiomyidae
Gene: Cse1
Product: exportin-2
Exons: 11
Coding region: 169-3087 (972 amino acids)
Biological process (GO): protein export from nucleus; protein import into nucleus
Cellular component (GO): cytosol; nuclear envelope
Molecular function (GO): nuclear export signal receptor activity; small GTPase binding
Source: RefSeq, a predicted model, not a curated record
CAAAUCGAAAAUUGUGAAGCAGCAUUAAUUCAACCGCCGUUGGCAUGACUACCAACAUUUUGCGCCAAUUGACAAUUUCAUGUCCAAUUGAAAACUAACGAGCGGAGAAGUUUCCAGCCGGCUUUGUGAUAUUCUUGAAAUUCCGUGUGAAAUCGUAAACUCUUCCAAAUGGAAAUCAAUGAAGAAAAUUUGAGACAUCUUACAAAUUACAUUCAGCAGACUUUGAGCCCGGAUCCAAACGUGCGAAAGCCUGCCGAGAAAUUCCUGGAGAGCGUUGAGUCCAAUCAGAACUACCCAGUCCUGCUGCUGACUCUAAUUGACAAAAAUGAGAUUGACAUGACGAUCCGCGUCGCGGGAGCGAUUGCCUUUAAAAACUACGUUAAACGCAAUUGGGGUGCCCAUCUGGAUGAUGGCAGUCCAGACCGAAUACACGAGUCCGACCGGACAGCCGUGAAAACCCUCAUAGUCGCGCUCAUGUUGAAAUCGCCGACCGCCCUGCAGAAGCAGCUCAGCGAUGCUGUCAGUAUUAUUGGAAAAUAUGAUUUCCCAAAGAAGUGGCCGCAACUUAUCGAUGAGAUGGUUGAGAAAUUCACGACGGGCGACUUCAAUGUGAUAAAUGGAGUCCUGCAGACCGCACACUCGCUGUUCAAGCGAUAUCGCUUUGAGUUCAAAUCGCAGGAGUUGUGGGAAGAGAUAAAAUUCGUGCUGGAAAGGAUGGCUAAACCCCUGACUGACCUUCUACAAGCAACAAUGAAUCUUACCACGGUUCAUGCAAGCAACGAGCAGGCGUUGAAAGUGAUCUACGGCAGCCUCGUGUUGGUGUGCAAAGUUUUCUAUUCGCUGAAUUCACAAGACCUCCCAGAAUUUUUCGAGGAUAACAUGGCUGCGUGGAUGGGUUCUUUCCAUGAUUUACUCACAUGUGACGUUCCCUGCCUACGGACCGGGGAUGAUGAGGAUGCUGGAACAUUGGAACAUCUUAAGUCACAAGUCUGUGAGAACAUCGCCCUUUAUGCGCAGAAGUACGACGAGGAGUUCAGUUCGUACAUGCCACAGUUCGUGAAGGAUAUUUGGGAACUCCUUGUGGUGACGGGAAAGCAACCAAAAUACGAUUCCUUGGUGUCGAACGCCUUGCAGUUCCUCUCAAUUGUUGCCGAUCGCAAUCACUACAGAAAUCUCUUCGAGGAGCCAACGGUCCUGUCGAAUAUUUGCGAGAAAGUAGUCAUUCCAAAUAUGGACUUCCGUCCAUCUGACGAAGAACUAUUCGAGGAUAACCCAGAGGAAUAUAUUCGCUGGGAUAUAGAAGGAUCGGACAUCGAGACACGUCGUAGAGCUGCCUGCGAUCUUGUGAAGACUUUAUCCCAGAAUUUCGAAGCAAAGAUUUUUGAAAUAUUUGGGCAAUACCUUCAGAUUCUUUUAACACAAUAUGCGGAAAAUCCAGCAAAGAACUGGCGGGCAAAGGACACAGCAAUAUAUUUGGUCACGUCAUUCGCUUCAAGAGGAGCAACACAAAAACAUGGAGUUACACAGACUUCUGAAUUGGUCCCAUUGCCGCAGUUCUUCCAACAGCAAAUAUUGCCGGAAUUGGAAAGGAAAGACAUUAAUGAACUGCCAGUACUUAAGGCAGAUGCAUUGAAGUUUUUGAUGGUAUUCCGAACAAUUUUGGGCGAACAAGUAAUCCAGGCUUCCUUGCCGCAAUUGAUACGUCAUCUACCAGCUACGAGUAUUGUAGUGCAUAGUUAUGCUGCGUGCACCAUUGAAAAGAUAUUGAUAAUGCGAGACUCAAAUAAUUCGUUAAUGAUCUCAAGCGCACAUUUGGCACCUCUCUCGAAUGAUUUACUGACAGGACUGUUUGGAACGUUAGCUAUGGAUGGAUCUCAUGAAAACGAAUAUGUUAUGAAAGCUAUUAUGAGGAGUUUUUCAACUCUACAAGCUGGUGCCAUGCCUUUCAUGGCGGUUGCUUUGCCCAGAUUAACAGAAACUUUAACGGUAGUAGCGAAAAAUCCAUCUCGACCACAUUUCAACCAUUAUCUAUUCGAGACAUUAUCACUGGCUGUGAAGAUCGUUUGUAAGGCAGAACCGAGUGCGGUCAGUUCUUUCGAAGAGGCAUUAUUCCCUGUAUUCCAAGGCAUUUUACAGCAGGAUAUUCUUGAAUUUAUGCCAUAUGUAUUCCAAAUGCUAUCACUUUUAUUGGAGAUUCGGGAAGGCACGAGCACAAUACCAGAUCCUUACUGGAAUUUGUUCCCUUGUUUGUUAGCGCCGGCUCUUUGGGAUCGGCCGGGCAAUGUGACUCCCCUUAUUCGGCUCAUCACUGCUUUUAUUCGACAAGGCUCAUCGCAGAUAUCAGCGCAAUCCAAAUUGAAUCCUAUUUUAGGCAUCUUCCAGAAAAUGAUUGCCUCUAAGACAAACGACCACGAAGGAUUCUAUCUCAUUCAGAAUUUAAUAACAUACUAUCCAAUGGCUGAAUUACAAAAUAACAUGCAACAAAUCUUCGCCCUGCUCUUCCAACGGCUUUCACUAUCAAAAACCACAAAGUACGUUCGAGGCAUUAUAAUAUUCUUCUCAUACUACGCAAUUAAAGUCGGGGCUCCAGCACUAAUUGAACUGAUUGACGCCAUCCAGGCGGCAAUGUUCGGGAUGGUCAUUGAGCGAGUAUUUAUUCCCGACAUGUCGAAAGUGUCCAGUGAAAUGGAUCGUAAAAUUGUAGCUGUUGGAAUUUCAAAAGUUCUAACUCAAUGUCCUGCGAUGCUCACGAUGCCCUAUCUCAACUUAUGGCCUCGUCUUUUGCAAGCCCUUGUGGAAUUGUUUGAACUACCCCCAGAUGAAAGUGCUCUCGAUGGUGAUAAUUUCAUUGAAGUCGACGAUGCGCCCGGGUAUCAGGUCGCGUUUUCACAGUUGAAUUUCGCUCAGCCAAAGAAGGAGGACUUCUUGGCGGAAGUAACAGAUUCACGAAAAUUUUUGGCCGAGAGUUUGGCGAAGCUAUCACAAAGUCGUCCUGGCGAAAUUCCCGCGUUGGUUGCUCAAAUUGGCGACGAUCAUAAAUUGGCACUGCAGAAAUACUGUGCCCAGGCGAAUGUUCAAAUUCAGUAAGGAUGUGCAGGGUCUCGCAGGUUCUUUAGUUAAGCCAUAAUUUAAGUUUUGUCUAACAUCAACUGAAUAUUGUUAUAUUGUUUUACUUAUUGUAACUGUAGAACUUUUUUUACUUGUAAAAUGGGGAGACGUUCUCCCUUUUCUGUUUCCUUUCCCCUGUCGUCUUGUAUUUAUGCGAUUACUGCAAUUAAUUCAAAAAUAAAGUGUCUUUGAAA